GUCUUUGUUAAAACGUGUUCAACUUUUUACUCAUACCUUUCUCGCAUUGUAUUUUUAGUGUUGGACGAACUCGUUUAAAUGAUCCAUUGGCAUCUACACAACAACCAUACGAUACAAGAGCGGGGACAACAAAAACCGCGACAGCCACUUUCUCAGAUUCAAAAUUGUAUUCGAACACCAACACAAACACCUAUUCGACUGCCAUCUCAAAUAAUACAACAAAUUUACCGGUACAACAAUCAACAGUAGCAGUGUCACCAGAAGAAUCACCUAACAGAGAAGAACGUUCAAAUAUUGAAGAUGAGUGGUUGAAUAUUCAAGACGAAUGUUUACUUAUUGAAGAGCAAUUAUAUUCAUCGUUAGAUGAACAAACAACAGUAGUACAGUCUGUGGCACCGAUACCACAAAUUAGAACUGAUGUUCCCAUUCCUCCUAUGGCAAUUGAUGUGAAUUUAAUUAUGAUGAAUAUUAUCGAAAAACUAGCCAAAGUUCCCACGAAAGUCCGUGAAAAGACAUGGGAAUAUUUUGAGAAGGUAGCAGCGGGUUUAGAAAAUAAUACAAUUGCUAUUUCUCGUGAAAGGCGACAACCACAAUCUGAACCACAUUCAUUUGAUUCAACUUUUGACACGAAUCAAUCAACUACUGACGUGGCUUCUACUCCAACAAUACCAUUAACAAAUACUCGACAAAAAGAAACACUCACUUCAUUUCGUCCAUCAAUGCUUCGAAAUCAUUCAAACACAGAACAACCUCGGAGAAAAGUUGCAUCGUAUCAACCUAGUCAACAAACAGCAACAACAACAUCAUUUCGAUCAUCGUCACGUGGAACAUCACCCAAACGCCUGUUAACAAUAAACGACGUAAAUCGGUAUUAUGAUGAUGAAGAACAACCGACAGAACGAAAAAGAAGAGUGCCACCACCUAGAACGAGAGUGAACAACGUCUUGAGUCGUAUUGAAGAUAUGGUUGCUCCAAUGGAGCGAUACAUUCAACGACACAUAGCACCAUCCACUUCUUACAAAGAAGACGAUGAGGAAAAUUUGUGGUAA
Didymodactylos carnosus is the source of this 1049-nucleotide messenger RNA. NCBI's taxonomy places the organism in Eukaryota, Metazoa, Rotifera, Eurotatoria, Philodinida, Philodinidae. The record is from the annotation of a GenBank genome assembly.